Messenger RNA from Megalobrama amblycephala (Wuchang bream), 7462 nucleotides. It is a transcript of the gene ftr83, whose product is annotated as finTRIM family, member 83. The record is from RefSeq and is a predicted model, not a curated record. Gene Ontology annotation, molecular function: zinc ion binding; protein binding. Bases 5404 to 7128 code for a protein of 574 amino acids. The transcript is spliced from 7 exons. Lineage: Eukaryota; Metazoa; Chordata; Actinopteri; Cypriniformes; Xenocyprididae.
AGGGAGGGACCAGGGGUGGAGUGAAAGACAUCGAAGAAAAAAGGUACAGUUGAGAAUGAAUGAAUUGUAGUACAAAGCAGGGCCAUCCAGGAUGAAACUUAAACAUGAAAAGCUCUCUGUUUUACAUGCACAAUCUGCUUAUCCAUUAGUUGAGGAACUGAAGGACAUUUGCAUCAGUUACCCUAAAACCACAGUCUGUUAAUAAUUGGCCAUUCUUGGUUGGCUCUGAUAUGUUUCAAAGUUUAUUCAUUAUCUAGUUUACUCUCUUGUUUUCAUUCUUUAAAUAAUAUUUGGUUCAGUACUGCUACCUGAGCUUAGUUAAAUAUGGAAGUUUUGAAUUUAAUAUUUAAAAUUUUGCUUUUAUUGUUUUAUUUAAAUUUUUAUUUAAUUAUUUAGAUUUAAUUCUGUAGCACACCAGUCUGGCAUAUAAAGGAGUAUAACUGGCAUAUAAAGUUGCCGCUAAAAUUUAUUGCAUUGAAACUGUCUUUUUCACAACACAAGAGCAUGUGCUUCUCUGCUCACUGCACUAAACAAACAAUAGUAACAGUCAGUCUACGAGGUGAGUUUGAUCUGAAUGUAUGAACUAAGGCCAGUUGAACUGGAUUGGGUGUUGCAGACUUGAAAAUACGUCAUUAGUUUGUUUUCGAUGGGUGUGGAAGAAAAAAGAAUGAACAAUAUUUCAGUUUUUUAAGAAUGUUUCAAACCCGUAACAGUUGACAUUUUCAAAAUAGUUUGUCCUAGCUACAAAUAUAUGCACAUUGGCACUAUCCUUGACACACUACUAGAUUUAUUUGCAUUGGUAAUUGCCGCUAACAUAAGAUAGGCACUCUUUGUAAUUCUCAGAGAUGAUACAAGAACAUAAAUGUAAAGGUUGAGGACAUAAUAUUUAGAUUUGUCUAAUUAAUUGUAAUUGAAAUUAACCUGAAUUUUUUGAAAAGUGUGCAAUAAUAUGAUGUCACAUAUGACAUAUCACACACACACACACACCUCUUAAAUUCUGUACAGGAACAGCUUGGGCAGUAUACUAUAUAUAUCAUAAGUUUUUAGACAUAUAAUUUAGUUUAGACUGUAAAAUUCUUUGUUUUCCUUUAGGGGGGUUUGAUCAGAGAUGACCCUUCACCCCCCCUACCCCACCCCCCACAAACAACCCGUAAUAAUUUGCACCCUGGGCUCAAGUGCUUUAUACCUAAAGAGUCUCAAUUCUUUAUGUUUCAGGGUGAGUUAGUUUCACCUGUUUUGAUUAGGGGGCAGAGCAUGAAUUAACUUAGGUGGAGAAUGUGAUAUUCCAUUCCACUUCUGUCACCACCUGCAGUGUUGGUGAUGUACGGGACUUAUGCAACCAUUACCUCAUUCCAAAGAAGUUCUUUCUAUGACUGUGAAGCUUUUUCUGUCUUUUUUUCCUAGAUGUGUUUUGAGUUGUGUGGGAGAAAUCGGAUUUGUGGUUGAAAGGAAAAUGCAUGCAUUGUGGUUGAUUUCUUUUUAAUUAUUGACAUAUUUAUGCUUUAGAUAAAGUCUUAAAGCCAUUGGUCCAGCCAGAGCUCAGGUGACGCCACAGUGACAGAAACCAACACUUAUUACAUGCUGAUUGGUCACACAAGGUUAUGCCAUCAGCUCUGCCCCAAACACAAAUCUUGCAUCACUUCAUAAAUGGUUUCACCUCUUUCCUUAUAUGGUCUGUACUCUGAUAAGCCAGUUUCUCUCUUCCCCUUUUCCCUGGGUUGGUCAGAUUCCAGGAGUUACAGUUCAAGGUAUAGGCUGCGAUUACUCAUUAACUCAGCUAGCAUGCUAGUUUAGGCCUCUAAUUGCAAAUUUAACAUCCGUUUUUGCAGUUUUCUCCAACUGCAAAAUGAAGUAUUGUUUUUAAAAUAAAGAUACAGGCCUAUUCAUGUAAUGUCGGUCCUCAUAUUGUUCUCAUGGUCUUCAUAGUUCUUAGAGAGGAAAUGUUGUAAACCGUACAAAAGAAAUCAGUUCCUUUAACACAACCUUUAUUGUUCUCCACACCCUCAUGCUGACCCCACUGAGUUCACAUUGGUUCACGAGGGAACAUUUUCCUAUUGAAGGAACUGCAUACUUGAGUAAGCCUGCCAGAGGUCUCGUGUUUCCUUGUGUAUAUUAAGGGUCAAAGGACAAGUUUCAUUAAACUACCUGAUUAAGGGGAGUGUGCCUGAUGGAGGGUGACAGAGUUAAGUGCGGAGAGUGAGCUUGCAUAGGUGUGUGUUGUUAUUGUAAAAACCAAGGGGUUGCCUCUGCCGAUCUGAUUGGUCAGUGCAUGAAGUGCGUGGAAACAAGGUAUUUACAAGUGUUUCCUAUGAACAAUGGUCACCUUUGUGAGUCUUGGCUGAAAGGCAGAGCACACAGUAUGUGUGUGUGUGUGUUUUGGCUGCUUAUCUGGAAUAUUGCCAGGUAAAAUUGAACAGGCUGUGCAGAACGAAAUUCUCAAAACCCACAAAAGAAUACCACCAUUGAAAAUAACGCAUGCAGAGAGCUUCACAAGUGAAUUCUGUACAUUGAAAGCAGUCAUUUUAAAAUAGUUAUUUAGCCUCAUGUGAGUUCACUGUUGUUGACAGUGAAAACUUUUCCUUCUUGACUGUGAAGAAUGUCUGCUUACGUGAUUAUAUAUUGGCACGCGAUAAAUGAUGAAAUGAUGUCUGAAGCCGUAAAAAUCUUAUCACUAUGCUGUACAAAAGGUUUGUGAUAUGUAGUCUGAACAUGCAGCUCUUAAAAAAUGUGAGAGACGGAAAGAUAAACUGUCAUGAAAAUAUGCCAGUUUAUUAUUGGGUUACAUUCACAUCUACACAUUUCUUUACAAACGUGUCACUGUGGCACGACAGGCAGUUUCAGUUACAGAGCGAUCAGGAAAGACAAGAUCAGCCAUCUAUAAAUACUUUACAUGCUGUAUAGUGCACACUGACCACACUGCAUACCAUUUAGGUCAAGCGUUUUGUUGGCUGCUCGAUAUUUUUUAUUGGAAAAAAAUUACAUUUAUUUAAAUAGGACAAAAUUUACAAAAAUGUAAAUUUACUAGAAUGCCUUUGGGUAACAAAUGUAAAUAUAAAUAAAAUAUAUUUUUUUUAUAUCGAAAGAUUGGAAACACUGCAUGGACUAUACAUAAAGCCCAUCAUAAGUAUUAAUCCAUGUUUUAUUUUAAGACUGUAGAUUAUCUCUCUCAUAAAGGUCAAAUUCGAUCAACUAUUUUGAGCUGAAGACCUUUAGAACUAUGACUAUACACUAGACGAUGAUUUGGAGUCAGAGACACGUCAUUAGAUUGGCUGCAGACUUUCCUGCAGUGUCAGACCACAUGUCCUGCUGAAGUCUGGAUAUUCUCUUGAACAGUGGAAACUUUCACCUUUGCAGGCCUCUCUUGACUUGCUGUUAUCUCACUUAUCAGGUCCGAGUGCAUUCCUGCCAACAUUUUUGCUCUCACUGUUGAACUUACAAGCCGACAACCAUCUUAAGUGAAGGGAAUCUUGAGUAUAGUUUGAGAAGCGCAUACAUCUUUGCUCUUUUCUAUGUCGAUUUGUGUUCUUGAUUUUAGAUAUUAUCCAAUUAUAUAUGUUUCUAUUUAAAUAAAAACAUGUAUAAUGGAAAAGUAAAAAAAACAAAAAAAAAACAAUUGCCAUUGGUAAAAUAAAAGAAAUGAAUCAGCUCUGGUGAGAAAAAGGGGUGGGAUUUGCAAUCCCAGUAGAAAUGUUCUAAUUAGCUUUUCACCACACUGAAUGUGAGCCAUGGCAAACUCACUUCCACUUCCUGUUUUGAAACAGAGAUUCCUGGAGCUUUGUGGACUGUGCUGUACAGAGGAUGUAUGCUCUAGACAGAUGAGAGAGGCUAAUCUAAAACAAACACUUAUUUCCAUCUUCUUUGAGCAACAGGAAUAAACGCCUUUUCUUAGGAAAAUGGGUCUGGUGUUGCUGGAAGAAACAGCAGCUGCUGUUUCAGUUAGAGCUGUUAUUGUUACAUCUGUAACUCUCUGUGUGUGUGUUUCUCAAACUUUGAUAUAAUUUUCCCAAAUGCAUCUGCUUUUCUGCAGUUAUUUUAAAAUGUAAAAAAUUUCCCUGAACUGUGUAAAAUAAGUAUAAGAAAGCUGGUCAGACAAGCUUUCCCAUACCGAGAUUUCUACUUGCAUUUAUUUCUUGUUUAGAAUUAUUUUUAGGUCAGCGACCAUUAACCCCUUCCCUCAACUCCACCCUAUUGUAUUUUAAGCAUUUAAUUCAAAAAAGUCAAAUAAAUCUAAAACUGUGAACAAAUGAUUGAAGAAAUACAUAAAACAUUGGCUUUACAAUUAUAAGAAUGAUAAUGAACCUAACCUGUAUUUUAGUCACUUUCAGUCAGAAAAAAUGUCUGCUUAUACACUGUCCCAACUUUUUGGGUCUAAAAGUAAAUGCAAAACUACAACUCUCCUUACAACAGGCCUGCUCAGACAUGACAUUUUUAAAUAUAUUGUUUAAAUAUUUAUGUGAAAGUUUUGAGUACGUAGAUGCUUUAUAUCAAGAUAAUCUAUCAUUGACACAAGUUCAGUGGUGCAAGUUCAGUGCGAAUCAAAUUAUCGCCCAGAAGUGAAAUGUUAAUUUUUAUAUCUCAAAAUUAUUUUUUGUCAUCCUUUCACAGAGACUCACUUCAUGAGGUUGGCGGUCAUGUAUAAUUCACAUUGUAUUUAAUUUCUAAAUGGUUAAUAACUGGUAGUAUUAUAACUCUCUUCAUGUUAUAACUCUCCUCACGCUACAUUUGAGUUAGAUACACAACUGAAAUGUUGGGUGGUUAAAGGACUCGUAAUAUAAAAUAUAUAUUCCUCUUACUCAAAAAUCUUUCAAGGAGGGAAAAAACCCAAAGUAUACUCAUCCUCCCUCCAAAUAAAUUACCCUCCAGCUUUGAUGGCGUGUGCCAAAGGUCACUGUAUGCUUGGUCUCUAAGCACUCAUCCAUUAGGCAGCUCCUCCGCAGUGGAGCACUACACCCAACCCUGAGGUGUCUGCCAGCAUGAGGCCCCUAAAACUGACCAUAAACACUCAAACGAUGAAAUCAUAGCUCGCCAUGAAAUGCGGUAGUCAGAAGACGAGCUUUAUCAAAGACAAAAGAAACGCAUGUGCAAGAAAUGCAAGUGUAUGUGAUGCAAGAGCAAAUUUUAAACAAUUUUAUGCCCUGAGAUCAUACAUUUCAUUCAUGCUUCUCCUCUUCUCUGUCAUCAUUUCCAUUGACAUCUGAUGAUACAUGUUUCUUCUUCCUCUCAAUUGCUCUCUUCACCUGUGCUACAGCCACUCCCCCAUUCAUUUACUGGUUUCUGCAUAACCAGUUUAGCCUCCCUCCCUGUUUACUCUAUAUAACUUGCUGUGGUGGCACUUUAGACUCACUUUUCCUGUCUCGCACACAAACGCACAUUUCCUCCUCUGAGAUCUGUGGGGAUUUAACCAUGUCGCUUGACCAGGAUCUCUGUUACCUCUGCAAGGAAGAUCUCAGGGAGCCUGUUUCCAUCCCAUGCGGUCAUGUUUUCUGCUCCGUCUGUAUCAAUACCUACUGGGACCAUGCAGACCACACUGGACAAUACCUGUGUCCCCAGUGCAGGGUCACCUACAACAAGAGGCCUAAUCCACGCCGCUUUCAGUCCUCACGCAGUUCAUCGUCAUCCCUGAGAAACAGGGAUUCGGACUCUUUCCCACCGGCCCCUCCGGCCCCUGACUACAACUACGCGGGACCUCAAGAUGUUGGAUGUGACAUCUGCAUCGGGAAGAAGCUCAAAGCUGUCAAGUCUUGUCUGAUGUGUCUUGCUUCCUACUGCGAGAAGCACCUGAAGCCCCAUUACGAAUCAUCCACCUUCAAGCGGCACAAGUUGGUCGAUGAGAUCGGACACCUGGAUCGUCAGAUCUGCCCUCAGCACCAGAAAGGUCUGGAGCUUUAUUGCCGGACGGACCAGAUGUGUAUCUGUGUGUUGUGUACAGUGAAAGAGCACAAGGGUCAUGACAUGGUGGCAGCUGAACAGGAAAGGGCGGAAAUGCAGCAACGGUUGGGCGCCACCCAAGCUGAAAUCCAGGAAAAGAUCCAUGACCGAGUGAAGCAAAUGGAAGAGUUGAAGCAAGCUGUGGAUGCACUUAAGAGUUCAGCACAACGGGCCUUGCAGGAGAGUGAAAAGAUGUUCGGUGACAUGCUUCGUUCCAUUGAAAGAAUGCAACAGGAAAUGACCAAACUGAUCUCGACCAAUAAGAAGGCUGCACUUAACACUGCUGAGAGCCACAUGGAGCGUCUGGGACAUGAAAUCGCUGACCUGAAGAGGAGAGACAAUGAGCUGACACAACUCUCUCGCACUGAGGACCACAUCCAUUUCAUCCAGAGUUACCAUAUGCUGAUUGCCCAGACUGAUGCCGAGGAGCUGCCCUCUGUUACUGUGAACCCUUACUUCUCCUUCGGCGCUGUUACCAAGACUGUCUCUGAGAUGAAACAACAUCUAAAUGAGUUCAGUAAUGAAGAGCUGGUCAAAGUGGCAAAGACAGUGAACAAAAUGCCAUUCUGCCAGCUAGAGGACCGUAAGAAGAAAAAGAGUAUGAAGUCUGAUGAUGUUGACAUGUACAAGAGUCCCAGCAGCACUCCUCGGACGAGGGACGAGUUCCUCCAGUAUGCCUGCCAGCUAACUCUCGACUCCAACACAGCAUACAAACAGCUCUACCUCUCCCGAAACAACCGGAAAGCAGCAUUAAAAAGAGACCCUCAGUCUUACAAUGACAGCAACCAGAGAUUUGACUGCCUGCCCCAGGUCUUGUGUAAAGAGGCUCUCUCAGGAGGUGCUUACUACUGGGAGGUGGAUUGGAGCGGGGAGGGCGCUUCCAUUGGGGUCACCUUUAAAAGCAUCAAGAGGACCGGUUAUGGGGACUCAGCUCGUAUUGGCUACAAUCGCAAGUCCUGGAGUCUCUUCUGCUCCAACUCCAGCUACUCAGCCCGACACAACAAAGACCAGGUUGAGAUUAACGCACCCUACUCUUCCCGUAUCGGGGUGUUCCUGGACUGUGCAGGAGGCACUCUUUCAUUCUACAGUGUGUCUGAGUCUAUGUCACUUAUUCAUCAGUUUAAAGCUUCUUUCAGUGAGGCGGUAUAUCCUGGCUUUUGGGUGUGGUAUGAGUCUGCUAUUACUAUUUGUCAGGUGUAAAUGGUUGAACUGGAUGGGAUAUGAGGGCAUUAUUUUCUUUCUUUUUUUUUAAUUGCUUGUGUUUUUUUAAUGAAAGCCAGUUUCUAGUGAAGCUAAUCACAAUAAGUGUAUUUAUACUAAAAGAUUUAAUCUUUGACAUAUCAAAGAAUAUGAUUAUAUAAAAAUAUUUCAACAUUUUAUAGUCAUGUUUUGUCCAUCUAUUUGAUCGCACUGUUUAAUGACUGUGAAGAUUAAUCAGGAUCAGAAACAAAAGCUUUUACAGUAAAUCUUAAGUUUGAUUUAUGUGGGUCGUGUUGUCUGCAUUAAUGAUGACAUAAUAAAAGUCUUGUUUAAA